GGCGGCAGGCUGCGCUCCGGAGGCUCCGCGCCGCGCGCUCCCGGACCGCGACGCCGGGAAGGUAAAUAAUGGCAGAAACCAGUCUGUUAGAGGCGGGGGCCUCUGCAGCCUCCACAGCCGCGGCUCUGGAAAACUUACAGGUGGAGGCGAGUUGCUCUGUGUGUCUGGAAUAUCUGAAGGAGCCUGUCAUCAUUGAGUGUGGGCACAACUUCUGCAAAGCUUGCAUCACCCGCUGGUGGGAGGAUCUAGAGAGGGACUUCCCUUGUCCAGUCUGUCGAAAGACAUCCCGAUACCGCAGUCUACGGCCUAAUCGACAACUAGGCAGUAUGGUAGAAAUUGCCAAGCAGCUCCAGGCUGUGAAGCGGAAGAUCCGGGAUGAGAGCCUCUGUCCCCAGCACCACGAGGCCCUCAGCCUUUUUUGCUAUGAGGACCAGGAGGCUGUAUGUUUGAUAUGUGCGAUUUCUCACACCCACCGGGCCCACACCGUUGUGCCACUGGAUGAUGCCACACAGGAGUACAAGGAAAAACUGCAGAAGUGCCUAGAGCCCCUGGAGCAAAAGCUACAAGAGAUCAACCACUGCAAAUCCUCUGAAGAGAAGAAACCUGGUGAACUCAAGAGACUAGUGGAGAGUCGCCGACAGCAGAUCUUAAAGGAAUUUGAGGAGCUUCACAGGCGGCUGGAUGAAGAGCAGCAGGUGUUGCUUUCACGGCUGGAGGAAGAGGAACAAGACAUUCUACAGCGCCUCCGAGAAAAUGCUGCUCUCUUAGGAGACAAGCGUCGGGACCUGGCCCACUUGGCUGCAGAGGUGGAGGGCAAGUGCUUACAGUCAGGCUUCGAGAUGCUUAAGGAUGUCAAAAGUACCCUGGAAAAAUGUGAAAAGGUGAAGACCAUGGAGGUGACUUCAGUAUCCAUAGAGCUGGAAAAGAACUUCAGCAAUUUCCCCCGACAGUACUUUGCCCUAAGGAAAAUCCUUAAACAGCUAAUUGCGGACGUGACCCUCGACCCCGAGACUGCUCAUCCUAACCUAGUCCUGUCAGAAGAUCGUAAAAGCGUCAAGUUCGUGGAGACAAGGCUUCGGGAUCUCCCUGACACACCUCAGCGUUUCACCUUCUACCCUUGCGUCCUGGCUACUGAGGGUUUCACCUCAGGUCGACACUACUGGGAGGUGGAGGUGGGCGACAAGACCCACUGGGCAGUGGGAGUGUGCCGGGACUCCGUGAGCCGGAAAGGCGAACUGACUCCGCUUCCUGAAACUGGCUACUGGCGGGUUCGGCUAUGGAAUGGGGACAAGUAUGCAGCCACCACCACGCCUUUCACCCCUUUGCACAUCAAAGUUAAACCUAAGCGGGUUGGCAUAUUCCUGGACUACGAGGCCGGCACACUGUCUUUUUAUAACGUCACAGACCGUUCUCAUAUAUAUACCUUCACUGAUAAUUUUACUGAGAAACUUUGGCCCCUCUUCUACCCAGGCAUUCGUGCUGGACGGAAGAAUGCUGCACCACUUACCAUCAGGCCCCCAACAGAUUGGGAAUGACAGGGACAUGGGAAAUUACUUGGGUAAGGCAGGGUCAAGAGCUAUGGGCCUUCCUUCCUGUAACCUGCUGGAACAUCUUCAUACCUACUUGGUUCCUGUCUCGAACCAUCUGGAAGAAGCACCGUGGUUUCUAGAAUGGUUUGUGAUGAGCAGUAGGUUGGGUGAGGUAUAGUUGUACAUUCUCCUGUUGGGGUCGCAAGCUGUCUCCCAGAGGAUUGGCUCUCUUGGUGUCUAUCAGGUUUGUAUUACACAGUAUGAGUUGGGAAAGAAUGAGAGCUUUUCCAGAAACAAAAAGUCUAGGAGAAUAUGACUUACACCACAGGAGGAAGCAAGCCUGUAUACAUCCUAUCACAGGGUUCUUUGACUCAAAAAAGUCCUAUUGGCUGAGGAAAAUUCUAUCUGUACCUCUAGAUAGAAUAAAGAUGAAUGGCAGCUGCUCUUAGGGUCUAAAUAUUGAGGAAUUUUCUGAGGUUAGAUAUCAGGCAUUAAGAAAAUGAAAAAAUCAGGGAAGAAGAGAUUAGAGGAACAGAUUUCUUGAGACUAAUGAAGGAAAGUUUCUCUGUCAUUUCAGUAGGAUUGACAAAGGUAAGAAUAUGGGGAGGAGUGGGUUAGAAAAGAGAGAGCCCAGGUCCUUGCCUCAACCAUCAGCACACCUGGCUUAUCUAGCCUGUCUCCUUAGAAUUGACUGAGAGGUUGGUUACCUUUUUCCAGGGUCAAGGUGCCUGAUAACCUGCAAGACAGUCUACCCUUCAAGAGAACUUGGGAAGAAGAGAGUCAGGUUGUAGAGCCAAGAGAAAAGUAUUUCUAUCUAAAAACCCUGGCCUUAAAAAAUGUUAUCUACUUCACUUGGCUAGGUAUCUAAGCUAGGAAGGGAAAAAGGAAAUGCAGUCUUCCUUACUCUAAGAAUGGAUAGAAGAAGGGAAGAUGCAGGGAAGAUCCAGACAGACCACUUCUGUUUGCCUGAUGGCAUCUGUCAGAAACUAGCCAGUUAUAAUAGCCAGUCUUUUGCUUGUUUGUUGCUUCUCUACACCUUUUGCCAUUCCCCUUUCAGAGAAUGUAAAUCAUUUUAAUAUUAGGCCAAAAUAACCUUUAGGGAACUUAACUUUCAAAAAGGUAAAGUGAUGCAUGCCAAACCAAACUAAAAUAACUUGGAUUAUCUGCUUCUUGGGUAAUCAGGAUCCACAGAAGACUGGGACAAGAGACUGCAGAUUAUUGAGGGCAUUUUGUUCCUCUGCCACCUCAAUAGGACUUUGUCCAGACUCUCCUCUUACCUUUGUGCCUUGACUGUGGUUCUUUGUGGCAAGAUGCUUUGGUUGGUGAACAUAAGAUGGAACAAAGGAUCCACUGAAGUGA
This is a messenger RNA of Suncus etruscus (white-toothed pygmy shrew), 2888 nucleotides long. It is a transcript of the gene TRIM39, whose product is annotated as tripartite motif containing 39. Bases 69 to 1535 code for a protein of 488 amino acids. NCBI's taxonomy places the organism in Eukaryota, Metazoa, Chordata, Mammalia, Eulipotyphla, Soricidae. Gene Ontology annotation, biological process: protein stabilization; negative regulation of proteasomal ubiquitin-dependent protein catabolic process; positive regulation of apoptotic signaling pathway. The transcript has 7 exons. Gene Ontology annotation, molecular function: zinc ion binding; protein binding. The record is from RefSeq and is a predicted model, not a curated record.